Larimichthys crocea (large yellow croaker) is the source of this 4746-nucleotide messenger RNA. It is a transcript of the gene cxvih10orf90, whose product is annotated as chromosome XVI C10orf90 homolog. Gene Ontology annotation, molecular function: microtubule binding. Gene Ontology annotation, cellular component: centriole; cytosol; centrosome. The transcript has 11 exons. Gene Ontology annotation, biological process: regulation of centriole replication. Lineage: Eukaryota; Metazoa; Chordata; Actinopteri; Sciaenidae. Bases 337 to 3045 code for a protein of 902 amino acids. The record is from RefSeq and is a predicted model, not a curated record.
UGUUCACCAAAGCAUCCCUCACAUUGCUACAUGCCUGACUGGAGACAGUACCCACUAGCACCUAGUUUAUAUCAAGACAAAGAGUGUUUACUUCCUACGCACUAAGGACUGUGGAGAGCUGGAAGUGAGGGGGGAAAGGAUGGUUUGUCAGUAACUGAUCCCUAACAAAGAUGACCUCCAGCAUUCUCGUAGCUACUAAUUCCUUGCAGUGCAGUUCUGGCACAUGGUAAAAAGUCCAGUUGAGCCAGGGGAUACUCAUUAAUACCUCCACUGUAGAGGGCCUUUAUCGUGGGCUGAAACUCGAGAGCUGUGAGUGGUUACCUGAGCUCCAGAGGGAUGACUCUCCGCAGGCCAGCUGCCCACCUACGUAGAGCUCCGGGUUGGAGGAGAUCAGGAGAUGAAUCCUACUGGGAGAGUUUAUUAGCAGAGGGAGAGGUUUUGCCCCCUGUCUCUCGCCCCCCACGUACACCUCGGCCCCAGAGCGCCAUUGAAGGAGGCCAGCUGGACGACUGGCUGAAGCACCUGCAGAGGAUGCAGUGCGACCUCCUCGGAGCCCCAGUUCACGAUCAGGUUCCAGCUUUUAAUGAUCGGACAACUUCCAUGCCUGUUCUCAACAAAGAGCCAACGGGACGUGCCUGGAGACAGCCAGGGAUUCCCUCCUUCAGCAGGGGUUCAUCUUCAUGCGGGAGUCCAAGCCGGUGUGAGAGUUCUCUAGGCAGCCAGGAAUCCCUCCAAACUGGGUUUUUGUCUCCUCCAGAGCGAAGAGGAAGCUGGGAGAGAGCUCAUAUCAUGCAGGCCCCAAGGAAGGAGCAAACUGAACUCAGUUAUCUUGCUCCAGUCAAAAUUGGGUGGCUGCCUAUCCAAAGAAGAGUGAUGAUGGCUGACACUUGCAACCAAAGUCAGUUUUUGGACCACUCUGCUGGGCAGAUGAAACUGAAGCAACCAAUUACUCCAACCUUCCAGAAGAAUCAAGCAACGUCCAAAACUUACCAUGAUGAAGAGGUGGAGAAAAGUCGCACACGUUCGAGUGCUUUGGGUGUGAAGACGUGGCCAACAUUUGAUCAAGACUCUCCCAUUGCUGAACAGGUGCCAGAAAAACAAAACUUUACGGCUAACGAAGGGGACAGACCUUUUGGCUGGCAAGCUCUGAGAAGAGGUUGGAAUACCAACAGGGUGUCAUCUUUCCCUGGAGGCAGUCAGUCCAAUGAGCCCUCCACAGGGACCAGCUCAGAUCUCAACAGGAAGUCCCCUCUAAUGAAAACAACCAGCAUAGAACCCCUCAAGCGUUCUCUUCAUCGAACAACUUCUGCCGAUCCCUGUAAACCACACAGUCUGUUUCAAGGGACAAACAGCACAGAGACAUACAAGUCAUAUACUCCUUUGCAUAGGACAAGCAGUGUUCAGCCUGUAAGGGCAACAGCCCCGCUGUCACAAAGCUCUGCUGUGACUACAAUCAUCCCUCAGAACAAAGCAAGCUUCUCCUCCAUCACCAUCUCCUCCAGGAAAGUGUGCAGAUCGGCUAGUUUGCCUGGCUCAGACACCAGUCACUCUUCCCAAUCCAGUCAAUCCCCUUCUCCGACACCACCCAACAACGAGUCCAUGGACCCAAACCCAAGGCAGGUCACAGUGCAGAGGAAGGCCACUAUAGUAAAAGUGACAGAGCAAUGUAUGAUGGCCAGCUCUGCCCCGAGCACAGAAAGGACCCCACCAGCUAGCCAUGAUCUAGACGCAGUGGUCCACAGACGAAAGGCUACCAUUAUCAAAGUGACAGAGCACAGGGAGAGCUACAGCCCAGCUAAAGUAGGAAGUGGGAUAAGGCACCCAGAAUACAGGCACAGCUACACAGAGGGAGUGUACAAGGAAAACAGCAUGUGGAGUCAGGGAAACCAUUCAGAACACAAUGCGGCACCUUCAUAUCACCAUCUGGAUUCCACAAAGAGGCCAAACUCUGCUGCAGUGCCAAAUAAAUCCACUUCAGAUGCAGAGAGAAACGGCGGAACACUACACAGGUCCACACUGAGCCUUUUUAUGAGCACCCCCCCUGCCAUAGCUUCACCCGCUCCCUCAGAGGUUCCUCUGAGAGCUCUUGGACGGAGAUCGGACACACCGCACAGACCACUGAGCUGCUAUGGCAAUGUGUUCGGACACACUGAGCCAAGCAAGGAGAAGGUGACACAACCAGCUGCCAGGAAAUGGAGCUUUGGGCUCCCGCAAGAGACCAAUAUCAACCCUGUGAACUCCGACAGUAGUUUCAUCAGCCCUCAAACAGCAGUGAAAGAAACGGGUCAGCUAGUGGGAGGCACGUUGGAGCCAAACGGACACGAGAAAGAAAGACUGCUGCCAGAGAAUGCAGAGAGGAGAGUGUCCCCCUGUCUAACUCUCAUCAAGGCCCCGGAUCCACACUCACAUCAGUCUCCAGAGGAAGUGCUUGCCCUCAAUGCAGCUGCGAUCAUAGCAAAUAUUAAACUGCAAAGACAACUUAGUAAGAAGAAAACACCAAAUGGCAAUUCUGUGAAGGACACUGCUGCAUCACCCCAGGGAAACACUGUGACAGAUGAGGGGAAAUGUAUGAAGUCACGUCCGGAUCAAAGCCCAGAACGGCAACACAACCAGCCUCAUGCUGCAUUUGUUCCACUGAGUCUUGAACCCGAAAGUUCAACUGAAACCUUUUCUCUGCAGGAAGCACUCCAGAGGUCCAGACCAGACUUCAUCAGUCGUUCUCAGGGUAGACUAAGAGAACUGGAGCAAAGGACACAAAAGAGGAGGGAGCGGCCCGAUUUGGUAGAACCGCACUCGGACGCUGCUCUCGGCCAGAGGAGAGUUCACAAUGCCCGGUCUACCUCUCUGAACGAUAACCUUUUCAAACACAGAGAUAGAGCCAUUACUGGGAAAGAGAUGCAGCUCAGAUCCAAGUGCACGCUUGCAGAGGUGAAGAGGAAGAAGGAGGAAGAGAAGAAGAGGGAGGUGUGCUUGAGCAACAGACAGCGAGGUGAACUUUUCAAAAAGAAACUGUUGGAUCAGAUUCUUCAAAGGAGCAACAGCUGAGUGAUUGGCAACAGAUGAAGAUUAAGACAUGGAAAAAGCCUGUAGCAUUCUCUAACAGACAGAUGAAGUGAGCUUUGGCCUUUGACAGUGCUGAAUAUGAAUUAAAAUGUCAGUGUAGGUCUUCAUAUAACUUUAGCUGUUUUCUACUCUUGUCUAUCUGCCUUACAUUUGAAUCACAGAGCUUAACAUCUGUUCAAAAGAUAAAUCCAUGGCGAUCUUUCAAAAACUCAGAAGGUCAUUUAACAUCACUUACCUCUGUCUUGAAGGUUUUUCCAGAACCUUCAAAGACUCUUCUGCCCAUCUGGAUAAAAAAAUAUAUUCAAAUGCACAAUAAAAAAAAAAUACAACCUUUUAAUCUGUUUCCCUUAUUGUGACUAGUAUUUUCUAAUCCAACAAAGCUCCUUGCUCUUUUUUAUGUGACACCACAUGAAUAUAUAUAACGUUAACACAGAUAUGCCUGAUAAUAAAACUUUUUAAAAUUCUUGUUAAUGUGUCGUACAAAUCUUUCAAGGAGAUAUGCAUAUAUUCGCUUGUAUAAAGAAACAGAGUAGCAGUUUGGGAGAGCUUAAAUAGCUUAAAAAUGUAUUUUAUUGUGCAGCGGACAGAAAGAGAUUUAAUGCACUGUGCAGAAGAGUCCUUAAAAUUUUAGGAAAUACCUACAGAACAGUGCUAAAUGAUCUUCUGGAGUUUUGAAAGAUUGCCAUAGAUAUGUCUUUUGAGAAAAAACAGAUGCUAAUCUGUGAGAUUCAGCUGUCCUAGCUGCCCUUUUGGUAUGCAACUGGAAAUUAUGAUGGCCAAAAUGGAUGUACUGUAUGAAAUCAUGUCUCAACACUCUGUCUUGGUUGUAAUCAUAUCGAGCCUCAGAGACUGAUACCAUUUAGAUGUAACGUCAAAAAUGUAUGUAAUGUAUCAGCGUUAUCUUGCUUUCACUUGAUUGCAAAUUGCCUUUCUUUCCAGAAUACGUUGUGUAAUGGGAUGCAGAGUAACUGAUGUCCUCGCGCAGUCACUUUCACAUGAUCUCAUGUGAUGUGAAGCAGUGAUAUAAAACAAAAUCACUCAUUAUGUUGCACAGUCCCAUCCAAGACAGUCUUCAACCACCGCUGUCUUCAUUAUAUAACUAAUAAGCGGAAAGAAGCCUGAAGUGGGCUCUGCCAUCAUUCAGUGCCGGCUAUUAGCUGCUAAGAUGAAGGAAUGUGACCUCUCCUCAGUGGAAAUGCCCCGUUAAUGGACAGUGCUGGUUUGAAUGGAGCUUUUGUCUCUGUCUUUGUCUCAUGAUAGACUUGGGUCUGCCAUUCUAGAUUUAGAGUUGUGUGUUUUUGAUCCAAAGUGAACUGCUGCACAACGUGACGGAGCUGGGCAUGAAUCAAAAGUGAGUUAUUUUUGGAAUAAUAGACAACAGAGCAGAAGCCCUUUUUCAUUUUCCUUAAUUGUUAUUUUACUCAUUAGCCUUUAAGUUGUGUCAUCCAUCUCAAUUUGCUCUGACGUCUUGGAGAAGACAAUUGCUACUCACUGUUUUUGCACAUUUGUGUGUGUGUGUGUGUGUUUGUGUGUGUGUGUUUGGAUGGUAGGAGAUUAUUAAUAACAGGACUCAUGAUCCAUAAUUGAUCUAGAAAGUAUAAUAAGACAGCUAUGCACAUGGGUUGUUUUCUCAAUUCUACAAAGGUUUUACUAUGCAAUGUAACAUGAAAAAAAUACACUUAC